UUUGAUUCUUAGGCUGUGUCAAAGUGAGUCGUUUCCUGAAGAAUUAGCACAACUUAAAGAGAAUAAACCUUUAUCAAAGAAGAGUAGACUAUUGAAACUUUCUCCUUAUGUUGAUGAUGAAGGCGUAAUACGUAUUCAGGGACGCAUAGACGCUGCAGCGAAUGUCAGUAUUGAAACAAAGAGGCCUGUAAUUUUAGACGGCUGUCAUUACGUUUCUAAUUUGAUUAUUGGUCAUUAUCAUAAAUUGUUUGUUCAUGCUAAUAAUGAAACUGUUAUAAAUGAACUUCGGCAACGAUAUUGGAUUAUACGCUUGCGCCCUUCUGUGAGGCGUAUUGCUUCUUAAUGUUUAUUCUGUCGUAUAAGGAAAGCUACGCCUAUGAUUCCUAGACAAGGAGAUUUACCAGCAGGUCGGAUUGCACACAGUCGCCGACCAUUUUCACAUUGUGGCCUUGAUCUUUUUGGACCUAUCGAUGUAACAGUUGGAAGAAGGCGUGAAAAGAGCUGAUACGACUUCCGUCCACGACGCGGCGAACUACGUCCUCGUAACACGCACUUGCUGCUUGCCUGGCGGACAGCUGGAUCCUCGCUGCAUGCCCAUCAGAAUCCCUGAUGACGACGUGCAUCUGAGGAGGAGCAACGUGCGCUGUAUGAACCUCACACGCCAAAUCACCUACCAGAGGCUAGGUUGCGUCCCUGACACAAUUCCACCGGCGAGAAUGAGCCUAACAACGCCCAUGAUAGAUCUGUCGAUUGUGUACGGGGCCGAAGAAGCGACCAUGAAUUCUGGGAGGGAGAGGUGGGGGGGACGACUCAUAGCUGAGAAACUGAAGGGGAAGGAUUGGCCCCGUGGGGACGGGACCAUCUGUUUGCAAAACAACCUGAACGAGACCAGGUGUCAUAACAGUCCUUCUAUGUUCGUCAACUCGCUGCUGUCCACCAACUUGUUCAACCUUUGGUUCAUGCGGCAGCACAACUACAUGGCAGAGAAACUCGCCAAGCUGAACCCCUGCUGGGAUGAUGACAAACUCUUCGCUGUUACCAGGGACAUCAACAUCGCCAUAUGGCAACAUAUUAUGUACUACGAUCUUAUGCCUAACGUCGUGGAUUACAAUUUUUUGGUGAAAAAUGGUGUGUUAUUCCCCGGCCAUGGACACGUGGAUGACUACGACCCUAGUCUGGAGCCCCGCGUCAGCAUAGAGUACACAGAUUUUUCCAGGUGGUUCCACAUUUUGCAAGAGGGAAGGCUGAACUUAUACGAUAACAAUGGUAAGUUAUUGAGGACGCUUCCGACGGUAGAAAUGACGCUCCACACGGGUGCACUGCCCAACAACAACACCCUGGAGGGGAUUACUCAGGGCACCUUCCGGCAGCCAUGCGCCAGCACCAACAAGGUCACUGAUCCUGAGAUGGGUGAGCGCGCUGUUGGCAGACUUCAGACCGCGUUUGAUGUGGUAGCGGUGGACAUCAUGAAGGCACGUGACAAUGGAUUGCCGUCUUACAACCGGUACAGGGAACUAUGCAAGCUGCCGGUGGCGCACGACUUCGAAGACUUUUACAAAUGGCUUCCCAAGGAUCAAGCUGAGGCGAUCCAAAUGCUUUACGAGGACGUGGAUGACGUUGAAGUGAUGGCAGGUCUGCUAGCGGAGCGGCCUAUGGGCGCGGGUGUGGUGGGCCCCACGCACGCCUGCAUCAUAGCGGACCAGAUGCUGCGCUGGCGGCGCGCCGACCGGUUCUGGUACGAGCACUCCGCGCACCCGGCCGCGCUCACACCAGAACAAUUGCAGGAGAUACGUAAAAUGACCAUAGCUAAAGUGAUGUGCGACCACGGAGACAGCGUGGUCGCUAUACAGCCCAACCCUUACCAGCUGCCACGACCGGGUAACGAGAUCAUCCCCUGCUCAGAUUACCCGGAGAUGAAUAUGGCCGCGUGGCUUGACCACUCCUGCGCACACAAACGCGGCAAAUAAUGACAAAUUGUAUAGUCAAUAAAGACUUUCGUAUCUUGGGUUCUUUGCCUGUUUUCCUUCAUCAUUCGCAUACCCUGUUU
This is a messenger RNA of Chilo suppressalis (striped riceborer), 2047 nucleotides long. The record is from the annotation of a GenBank genome assembly. Lineage: Eukaryota; Metazoa; Arthropoda; Insecta; Lepidoptera; Crambidae.